GGACCACCAAAAAGCCAAUCAACGAGAUCCAAAGCUUCAAGAUCGAUGACCCCAGGAGUCCACCUGGACAGCCUCCGCCGUGCGUAUGCGUAUGUCCCUUCGUCAAUGCUCGAGGAGAGCCACAGCCAAGACAUGCGCCUUCCAUCUUGAGAAAGAAGCAGCCAUCAUACUGCGCAUUACAAAGCUCAUUGCUGGGUAACCAUGUCUCCCACAAGAUAUAUUUCCAGCACGACAGAACAGAGUCUCUGGAGACACAAGUCCCAAACACAUUUUCAAGAUGACUGGAACCGUUCUCCUUACCGGUGCCAAUGGCUCUUUAGCCCUUGGCUUUGUCGAAGCAUUCCUUGCUCAGUACCCCGGGCAUACCCUCAUCGCCACAGUUCGGAAUACUUCCCCAGAAAAAGACCCCAACACCGCCAAAUUGAUGCAACUGGUGGCUAAGCACCCGGGAGCUGAUGUCCAUGUUGAAGCCCUUGACCUGGGGAAUCUGGCUGGUGUCCGAUCCUACGCAGAAAACGUCGCCGCCAGAGUCUCUUCCAAGGAACUGCCCCGGAUAUCCGCCAUUGUCUGCAACGCCGCCACCUGGUCGCUCGGGGAUGGGCAGCGAUUCACCUCGGAUGGCCACGAAGCAUCUUUCCAGGUUAAUCACCUCGCACACUACCUGUUGGUCUUGAAGCUUCUCGGAAGCAUGAACACAACCUCGGGACGCGUAGUCAUGCUGGGAUCCAUCGUCCACUAUCCGGAAAAACGAAACCCUCUCUCAUCUUUGGUGGCGCGUAUUCCAGAUAAUAUGGAAGAACUGCUCAAGCCCGAACCUGAUGCCGCGGGGCAGGCUCACGAUCGAGGAUUCCAGAGAUACGGAACAUCGAAGCUCGCCAACGUUAUCUUCGCUGAAGACCUGAACAGCCGACUGCAGCAGGACCCAGAGCUAUCCAACAUAACGGUAACAGCCGUGGAUCCCGGUGGUCUGCCCGACUCAAGAGGCCAGGUGCAACAAAGGCGUGCUGUCCGAGUAAUCAUGGCGACUUUGAACGUCUUCAUGCCUGUUCUAAGGUACGUCACCACAGGCUUGCGGACGUCGAAAGACUCUGGAAGGGAUCUUGUUGCUGUGAGCGUGGGCUCGGAGUUUCAGGCGAAGCGGGGAUACUAUGUGGGCGUGAACAAAGCCGAGGGGGCGCAAGUGAGCCACGAUGAGCAAGUGCAGCGGCGGCUGUGGGAGGCUUGCUGGAAAUGGGCUGGUCUCUCGCCGGAGGAGACUGUUCUGCAGAAUGCUGCCCCAUAGCUGACCAUCACGGUACAUGUUUGCAGUUGCUGGAGUUCUUUCCACCUGCCCUCGGUCUCGGGUUGGGGCUCGGAUGGGGAAGAUAAUUCAUGUUUUACAGCAGGAAUCAUGCCCCGGUCGUUGAAUACUGUUUCACAGUCGAGGAGGCGUGGGAUUGAUCAGGUUAUGGAGAGGAAACUGGCGGAGGAAUUCGACGUUUAGGUAGCGAUUCUUCCUAUUUACAUGAUGUGCGCUGCACCGGCCAUGGCAUUGCCCAUCUCCACUUUGUACCACGAACCUCGCGUGCAGGAAUCCAUUUGAGCGACCGUAUAUCCUCUGCGCAUCGUAGGAGGGCAAAAUGAUAUGCCAGCAGCACUAGAGCUCGACCCCUCUGCUCGAAAAGCAUCUGUAUGAAACGUAAGUGAGUCAUUGACAGACAGCAGAGUCACACCCCCUGCAUUUCUAGAAAAAGCCCUACUACCCGUAUGAUGCCUGUUCGAUGCAGGGCUAAGGAAUCCGGAUCGAGAUCGCUGUCAUCCUGGUGGAAGUCUAAUAGACCGUAAAAAAUCCCAGGCUGUCUUUGUCUCGAUCCGCCCACUGUGGAACAUGAGCGGCGCUCAAUAUCGGCGCUGUUUCAACCGUAAAGUGAUGCAUGGGGCUUAGAUCUGUGAUUUGCAUUUCAUCAAAGUCCUUUGCUGGCACCUCAACGGCAGUCAGGUGCCCGUACUGGCAAGGGUCGCCAUGUCGGGCGCACCCUUUACACUCAGGGUGUGUUUUGACGCGUUUGGACUUGCAGAGCUGGCACCGAAUGCAGCCCUUGGUGGAUUUCCG
Aspergillus calidoustus is the source of this 2092-nucleotide messenger RNA. The record is from the annotation of a GenBank genome assembly. NCBI's taxonomy places the organism in Eukaryota, Fungi, Ascomycota, Eurotiomycetes, Eurotiales, Aspergillaceae.